AAGAGAGGGAAAUCUAACAGUCAAGUCUCACUGUGAAACACAAUUUUGUCAAUCUGAAAGUUGAAGAUCUGCAAAAGAAUGAGUGGUGUUCUUCCAAGUUCAUUUCUUUCAAUCAAAACUCCUCAACCCCACUUCAUUUCUGGUGCUUCUUUGAAUCCAGCACAUAAAUGUCUUUUGAACAUUAGCCCAAGUAAUCUAUGUGGGAAAGUUCAAGUUUCUAAGCAUCAGAGGACUCUUACAGUUAGAGCAGUUGGGGAUGAUGGAAGACAAAAUAGUGCAAAUAUCUUCGUUGGUGGCUUUAUAUUGGGAGGAAUAGUUGUUGGGACAUUAGGCUGUAUAUAUGCUCCCCAGAUAAGCGAGGCGCUAGCUGGAGCUGACAGAAAAGAUCUGAUGAGAAAGCUUCCGAAAUUCAUAUAUGAUGAAGAGAAAGCUUUGGAGAAGACCCGCAAAGUACUGACUGAGAAGAUUGAGCAGCUGAAUUCAGCCAUAGAUGAUCUUUCUGCUCAGUUGCAUGCAAAUGAUGCCCCGAAUGAGUCUGCUGUCAACUCAGAUGAAGUUGAAGCUUCCUUGUGAUAAACCAUCUGUGGAAAUUUCAAGAUAAAUAAUCAACUCGUAUACAUGUACUUAGCACAAAAAAAAAAAAAAAAAAAA
Molecule: messenger RNA, 651 nt
Organism: Pistacia vera
Lineage: Eukaryota; Viridiplantae; Streptophyta; Magnoliopsida; Sapindales; Anacardiaceae
Exons: 5
Coding region: 79-573 (164 amino acids)
Cellular component (GO): chloroplast thylakoid membrane; chloroplast inner membrane
Source: RefSeq, a predicted model, not a curated record